UCGAACCUGCUUGGCUUCCCUCGAUCGCAUAUUUCAUGUGGAUGCCUCUUGUUUUCUAUUUUCUACUCUGUUCCCGGAAUUCUCAUACAUAUUGCAAUACAUCCGCAAUGGUGAUCCGCAUUCAGCCUUGUUUAAAAGCGAGGCCGAGCAUAUGCGAUGUAUCCUCCAUUCCCAACAGCUAUGUUUUCCUCACAAGUCUCGUUGUUGCUCAUACCUCUUCUCGUCGUUCUCGCCGUCGUGCUCUACGCGAGGUAUUCGUUCCCGAAUAAACAUAAACUAUCUGUACCAGACGGGCCGAAACCGACUUGGUUUAUUGGUAACAUACUGCAAAUCCAAUCCAGUCAUCCCGAAGAGACGUUCACAGAGUGGGGGACCAUCUACGGCGAUGUCAUACAUCUCAAGGUGUUCAGCCAAUCCACGAUCGUCCUCAGCAGCAUUCAGGCUGCUCAAGAAUUACUUGAGCGCAGGAGUGCUAUAUACUCUGAUCGUCCACGAUUCGUGUUACUAGCAGAGAUGAUGGGAUGGCGGAACUCAACUACACAUAUCAGAUAUGGACCGCGUUUCCGCAAACACAGACGUUUCAUUCACCAAACGUUCAAUCAUCGUGCCGUUAAGAAUCUUGAACCCAUACACAAUCAGUCAGCAAAAGCGUUGUUGAAAGGGCUAGCCGACAGUCCUGAAGUAUUUUUGGAACAUAUCAGAAGCUAUGCCGCGGCUAGCAUUCUUAAAAUUGCAUAUGGUGCCGAGGUGAAAUCAAAUGAUGAUCUUACCCUCAAGCUGGCUGAGAAGGCCUUGAAGAUGACGAUACAAUCCGGUUCGCCGGCUGCUACGUUAGUGGAUUACUUCCCGUUGAUGAGGUAUAUACCCACAUGGGCCCCAUUCUCGGCAUUCAAACGUGAUGCAUUGGAGGUCAAAGCCGCAGUAGAACAGAUGAUGACCAUUCCAUACGAACAGGUCAAAGAAGAAAUAAAUAUGGGAACCGCGCCGCCCUCUCUUACCUCGAGGCUCAUCAAAGACCGUCUCGUCAUGGGUACCAUUUCAGACGAAGAUGUCGAGGAUAUCAAAGGUGUGGCUGGGACGUUAUAUUCUGCCGCCGAAGAUACCACUGUUUGUGUGCUCACGUCUUUCAUCUUGGCGAUGGUUCUCUAUCCGAGCGUAUUCGCUAAAGCACAGGAAGAAAUGGAUGUCAUCGUGGGGCGUGGGCGCCUGCCGGACAUUUCCGAUAGGGAGUCCUUGCCAUAUCUUGACUCCGUCAUCAAGGAGGUUUAUAGAUGGAACCCUCCUGUACCCUUAGGCUUGCCCCAUCGAGUGAUGGAGGACGAUAUCUUCAGAGAUCGUUUUAUCCCGAAAGGUAGUACUAUUUUUGCGAAUAUCUACGCAAUGAUGAGAAACUGUGCUAGCCCUGAUGUGUUCCGUCCUGAACGAUACGCAGAAGAACUAGAAGAUUUCGACCCUCGCGAUGUGGCGUUUGGUUUUGGUAGACGGAAAUGUCCUGGGAGGCAUUAUGCCGACGCGGGCAUUUGGAUAGCGGUUUCGAUGAUUGUCGCGUCAUUCGAUAUAACGAAAGCCAAAGACUCGGAUGGGAAUACCAUAACGGUGGUCCCGGAAUUCGAAUAUUCUUUCGUGAGGCAUCCAAAGGCGUUCAAGUGCUCCAUCGCUCCGAGGACUGCAUGA
Messenger RNA from Guyanagaster necrorhizus, 1674 nucleotides. RefSeq names its product cytochrome P450. Gene Ontology annotation, molecular function: monooxygenase activity; oxidoreductase activity, acting on paired donors, with incorporation or reduction of molecular oxygen; iron ion binding. Bases 157 to 1674 code for a protein of 505 amino acids. Lineage: Eukaryota; Fungi; Basidiomycota; Agaricomycetes; Agaricales; Physalacriaceae. The record is from RefSeq and is a predicted model, not a curated record. The transcript is spliced from 13 exons.